Messenger RNA from Nestor notabilis (Kea), 2842 nucleotides. RefSeq names its product bromodomain and PHD finger containing, 1 (gene BRPF1). Lineage: Eukaryota; Metazoa; Chordata; Aves; Psittaciformes; Psittacidae. Gene Ontology annotation, molecular function: protein binding. Gene Ontology annotation, cellular component: MOZ/MORF histone acetyltransferase complex. Gene Ontology annotation, biological process: regulation of transcription by RNA polymerase II. The record is from RefSeq and is a predicted model, not a curated record.
GAGACCUCCCAGUCUCCGGGCCGGGAGGUGAUGACCUACGCCCAAGCCCAGCGCAUGGUGGAGGUGGACCUGCACGGCCGCGUCCAUCGCAUCAGCAUCUUCGAUAACCUGGACGUGGUGUCCGAGGAUGAGGAGGUGCCCGAGGAGGUACCCGAGAACGGGAGCAAUAAGGAGAACACGGAGACCCCGAGCGUCCCGCCCAAAUCCGGCAAGCACAAGAACAAGGAGAAGCGUAAGGACUCCAACCACCAUCACCACAACGCCUCGGCUGGCACCAAGCCGGUGUACCGGGAGCUGGAGCAGGACACCCCCGACGCCCCGCCGCGCCCCACCUCCUACUACAGGUACAUUGAGAAGUCAGCAGAGGAGCUGGAUGAGGAGGUGGAGUACGACAUGGAUGAGGAAGAUUACAUCUGGCUAGACAUCAUGAACGAGCGGCGGAAGACCGAAGGCGUGAGUCCCAUUCCCCAGGAGAUCUUUGAGUACCUGAUGGACAGGCUGGAGAAGGAGUCCUACUUUGAGAGCCACAACAAGGGGGAUCCGAACGCCUUGGUGGAUGAGGACGCCGUCUGCUGCAUCUGCAACGACGGGGAGUGUCAGAACAGCAACGUCAUCCUCUUCUGCGACAUGUGCAACCUGGCUGUGCACCAGGAGUGCUACGGGGUGCCCUACAUCCCGGAGGGACAGUGGCUCUGCAGACGGUGCCUGCAGUCACCCUCACGGGCCGUGGACUGUGCCCUCUGCCCAAACAAGGGGGGGGCCUUCAAGCAGACUGACGACGGGCGCUGGGCACACGUGGCGCGUGCCCUGUGGAUCCCGAAGCUGACCUGUUACAUCUGCAAGCAGCGUGGCUCUGGGGCUUGCAUCCAGUGUCACAAAGCCAACUGCUACACUGCCUUCCACGUCACCUGCGCCCAGCAGGCCGGGCUCUACAUGAAGAUGGAGCCUGUGCGGGAGACGGGGGCCAACGGCACCUCCUUCAGCGUGCGCAAAACCGCCUACUGCGACAUCCACACACCACCGGGCUCCGUGCGCAGGCUUCCCGCCCUGUCCCACAGCGAGGGCGAGGAGGAGGACGAGGAGGAGGAGGAGGAGGGCAAGGGCUGGAGCUCUGAGAAAGUCAAAAAGGCAAAGGCCAAGUCGAGGAUCAAGAUGAAGAAAGCGAGGAAGAUCCUGGCGGAGAAACGAGCCGCGGCGCCCGUGGUGUCUGUGCCCUGCAUCCCCCCGCACAGGCUCAGCAAGAUUACGAACCGUUUAACCAUCCAGAGGAAGAGCCAGUUCAUGCAGAGGCUCCACAGCUACUGGACACUGAAGAGACAGUCCCGCAACGGCGUCCCCCUGCUGCGCCGCCUCCAGACACACUUGCAGUCACAGAGGAACUGUGACCAGAGAGACACUGAGGAUAAGAACUGGGCCCUGAAGGAGCAGCUGAAGUCAUGGCAGCGCCUCCGCCAUGACCUAGAGCGCGCACGCUUGCUGGUGGAGCUGAUCCGCAAGCGGGAGAAGCUCAAGAGAGAGACGAUCAAGGUGCAGCAGGUAGCACUGGAGAUGCAGCUGACCCCCUUCCUCAUCCUGCUCCGCAAGACGCUUGAGCAGCUGCAGGAGAAAGACACAGGCAACAUCUUCAGCGAGCCGGUCCCUCUGUCUGAGGUCCCGGACUACCUGGAUCACAUCAAGAAGCCGAUGGAUUUUCAGACAAUGAAACAAAACCUGGAAGCCUAUCGCUACCUGAACUUCGACGACUUCGAGGAGGAUUUCAACCUGAUUAUCAACAACUGUUUGAAAUACAAUGCCAAAGACACCAUCUUCUACCGGGCAGCCAUCCGCCUGCGGGAGCAGGGAGGUGCCGUGCUGCGGCAGGGCGCCCGGGCGCGCCGGCAGGCCGAGAAGAUGGGCAUUGACUUCGAGACAGGCAUGCACUUCCCUCACUGCGUGACAGUGGAAGAGGCUCAGGUCCAGGACAUCGAGGAUGAAGAUGUGCGGCUGCUGCUCUCGGAGAACCAGAAGCACCUGCCUUUGGAGGAGCAGCUGAAGAUCCUGCUGGAGCGGCUGGAUGAGGUCAAUGCUGGCAAGCAGAGCAUCGGCCGGUCCCGCCGCGCCAAGAUGAUCAAGAAGGAGAUCACGGUCCUGCGGAGGAAGCUCGCCCACCCGCGGGACCUGGGCCGGGACGGGCUGGAGCGACACAGCUCCUCGGCCAGGGGGGGCCUGCAGUCACACAACCCCUGCGAGAAGGACCUGCAGACAGACAGUGCUGCCGAGGAGAGCAGCAGCCAGGAGACGGGCAAAGGUCUGGGUCCCAAUUCUUCUUCCACUCCAGCACAUGAAGUUGGCAGGAGGACCUCAGUGCUCUUCUCCAAGAAGAACCCUAAAACUGCAGGUCCCCCAAAACGCCCAGGCCGCCCCCCGAAGAACCGAGACAGCCAGAUCACUCCUGGGCACGGGAACAGCCCCAUCGGGCCCCCCCAGCUCCAGCUGCAGAAGAAGCGAGGGCGAAGCCCACGGCCCAGCUCCAGCUCGGACAGUGACAGCGACAAGUCCACUGAGGAUGCUCCCAUGGAUCUGCCAGCCAACGGUUUCAGCAGCGGGAACCAGCCGGUGAAGAAGAGCUUCCUGGUCUACCGCAACGACUGCAACCUGCCCCGGAGCAGCUCCGACUCCGAGUCCAGCAGCAGCAGCAGCAGCAGCGCUGCCUCGGACCGCACCAGCACAACACCCUCCAAGCAGGGCCGAGGGAAACCCUCCUUCUCCCGAGUGAACUUCCCAGAGGACAGCAGCGAGGACACGUCGGGGACGGAGAACGAGUCCUACUCCGUGGGCACGGGGCGAAGCGUGGGGCAUGGCA